UUAAUGCAAAGCUUAGCAUAACCUCAAAACGUAAAUAAAUAUCAGUCAGUUAAUGAGCGAAUUGCUUUAAAUUUAACUUAUAGUGAAUUUGACCAUAAUAACGAACUAGUUUUAUUUUAUAACAUCAAUUUAUUACAGGGAUAGACGAAUAAGUCACAAUGUCUAUCGAAAUAGAAUCUGCAGACGUGAUCCGGUUGAUCCAGCAGUACCUGAAGGAGUCUAAUCUCACGCGCACGCUUCAGACGCUGCAGGAAGAAACAGGUGUGUCACUGAACACGGUGGAGAGUGUGGACGGAUUUUGUGCAGACAUCAACAGUGGGCACUGGGAUGCCGUACUGGGCUGCGUAGCGGCACUAAAGCUGCCAGAGCGCAAGCUGGUGGAGUUGUAUGAACAGGUGGUCUUGGAGCUGAUCGAGCUGCGCGAGCUGGGCGCGGCGCGGCAGCUGCUGCGCAACUCGCACCCCUGCAGACUGAUGAAGCAGCACCACACAGACCGCUACAUACACCUUGAGAACCUCCUCUCCCGCUCGUACUUCGAUCCUCGCGAGGCGUACGGCGCGGGCGGCGGCAAGGAGCGGCGCCGCGCCGCCAUCGCCGCCUCGCUCGCCGGCGAGGUGUCCGUCGUGCCGUCCAGCCGGCUGCUGGCGCUGCUGGGGCAGGCGCUCAAGUGGCAGCAGCACCAAGGGCUGCUCCCGCCAGGCACAACCAUCGACUUGUUCCGAGGCAAGGCCGCUAUCCGAGACGAAGAAGACGACCAGUGCCCCACGCAGCUGUUCAAGACCAUCAAGUUCGGGCAGAAGUCCCACGUGGAGUGCGCCCGGUUCUCCCCUGACGGCCAAUACCUCGUCACCGGCUCCGUGGAUGGGCUAGUUGAGGUGUGGAACUUCACGACGGGCAAGAUCCGCAAGGACCUCCGCUACCAAGCUCAAGAGGAAUACAUGAGCAUGGAGGAAGCAGUUCUCAGCUUAGCGUUCGCGCGCGACUCCGACACGCUCGCCGCCGGCGCCAACGACGGCCGCGUCAAGGUGUGGCGCGUAUCAACGGGCGCAGUGCAACGCCGCCUCGACCGCGCGCACUCCCGCGGCGUGACGUCACUGCAGUUCAGCCGGGACUCCUCCCAGCUACUGUCGGCCUCCUUCGACCGCACCGUGCGCAUCCACGGACUCAAGUCCGGGAAGUUGCUUAAGGAGUUCCGCGGACACACGUCGUUUGUUAACGAGGCGGUGUUCACCCCCGACGGGCACGGCGUGCUGUCGGGCAGCAGCGACGGCUCCGUGAAGCUGUGGGCGCUGCGCACCGGCGAGUGCUCCGCCACGCUCAAGCCGCUCGGCGCCGCGGGCGAGGCCGCCGCCGGCGCCGAGCCCCCCGUCAACACGCUGCUGCUCACACCCAAGAACCCCGAGCAUUUUGUCGUCUGCAACCGGACUAACACUGUGGUGAUAAUGAACACGGCCGGGCAGACGGUGCGCUCGUUCUCGUCGGGGCGGCGCGAGCGCGAGGGCGGCGCGCUGACCGCCGCCGCGCUGUCCGCGCGCGGCCGCCUCGUCUACUGCGCCGGCGAGGACCUGGUGCUGUACGCCUUCUGCGCCAACACCGGCAAGCUGGAGCGGACCAUCAACGUCCACGAGAAGGCCGUGAUCGGCAUGACGCACCAUCCGCACCAGAACCUGCUGGCCACCUACAGCGAGGACGGCCUGCUCAAGCUCUGGAAACCCUGAGCCGACCUGUUCCUUCCGUGUCUUAUAAGGAUCGGAGCUGCCAUGCCAUUUCCACUGCAGAUUUUCAUGGAGCUCGCAUUUAUUCAAUUAAGGUCAGGUGGGGUAAGAGAAACACCGGGGCAAGAAAAACUCUUGUAUGGAAUCUUCAUACUGAUUCUCUUGCCCCAAGCAAAAUAAAGUAUGUUUCACUUACCCAACUUGAUCUUACUUACUUUUCAACAUACUUGCUCGUAAUGUGAAACUUAUUGAACCGCUUUGAGGGUCAUUAAAUUAAACCCACGUCUUUUUUCAUUAUAAUUAUCGAACUUUUGCGGUAAUGUUAUAUUUAUCGUACUAGUGCGGUAAUGUAUGGUGGCACAUUUUAAGAAUUAAAAUUUGAUUAAUAUAUGUUUUGUUUUUUCUUCGUAAGUGUGUUGAAAAACGUCGUACGAAACACGUGUGCUUUGGUCAAUACACACAUCGGCUUUCUUCUAGCUCGCGCGUACAAUAUCGCCUCGACUGUAAUAAAUGACUAUAGCACACUUGUAUCAUAAUGUACCAUAAUCCACGCACGCUCCGAAAUUGUAAUUAUUAUUGUUUGUUUAAAAAAAAAACCCUAUCGGAGACUUAGUUUAAUUUAGGCUUCUUUACUAACUACGAUGUUUAUUUCGUUGCGGUGCUGCGUCACUUUCGAUUCACGUAAUUAGGAAAGAGAUGCAAAUAUCGCAACCCGAUAACAAACCACGAAGUAAAUGGGGUGAGACAAUUAGCUAUCAUUAUCGACAUUUUGACUUGAUAUCAUUAAUUUAUGUAAUAAGGUAAUUAGAUGUAAGGUUUAGUCAUUAAAGAUUUAUUAAGAUACA
Messenger RNA from Cydia strobilella, 2560 nucleotides. RefSeq names its product WD40 repeat-containing protein SMU1 (gene Smu1). Gene Ontology annotation, cellular component: precatalytic spliceosome. The record is from RefSeq and is a predicted model, not a curated record. Gene Ontology annotation, biological process: mRNA splicing, via spliceosome. Bases 159 to 1718 code for a protein of 519 amino acids. NCBI's taxonomy places the organism in Eukaryota, Metazoa, Arthropoda, Insecta, Lepidoptera, Tortricidae. Gene Ontology annotation, molecular function: protein binding. The transcript has 11 exons.